UUUUGUAAGAGACUGGAUUUGUUUCGUUAGAAGGAGGUGUUGUACGUCUAGAUUAUAUUGUAUAUUAUUUUUCUGGAAGAUAAGAGGCCAUUUAAAAUUAAUUAAAUAUAAAGGUCGAAGACUUUUCAGUAUGUCUUUUCCCAGGGCUCCGCUAAAGAGAUUUAACGAACAAGUUAGCUGUGCUCCCCCACCUGGAAGCUAUGACGUUAAAAUUACAGACGCUGGAUCAAAAGGCCCAGUGUCCUUUGAAAAGUCUGAUCGGUUUAGAAAAAAGAAAGUUUCAGAUGCUGACAUUGAAAACGAGAUGCUAUCGCCAGGAAGCAUCCGCAGGACCCUGUCCAAUGGAAACCUAGUAACUCGGUCAAGCCAAAACGGAGACAAGGAUACAGUCAUUUUUAAAGAGUUGAAACGUCAAAAAGCGCUGGAGAGGGAGAUUUGUUUGCUAAUUCAGCAGCGAGGAGAUCAAGACAAGAAGAUUCAGGCAUUAGAAGAGGAGUUAAGAAAGGUGGAUGCGAAGUUGGUGGUAGCUGUGCGAGAGAAAACUGGUCUUGCUGCAAGCACUGCUUCUCUUGAGAGGCAACUUGGAGAUUUGAAAAGAGCAAAUGAUCGUCUGAAAACCAAGUUUUCCGAGGAUGGCACAAACAAGAAAUUGAGUGGGCUCUUAUUGGAAUUAUCAGAAGCAAAGAAUAAGGAGGAUACAAAAGAUAAGGAGCUCAGCUAUAUGCAGAUCACAUUGGAAGGACAACUCCAGAUCCUGCAAGCUGAUUUGGAUGCCUCCAAAGCUGAGCUGGCUGCAAUGCAAGACAGGAACAAGUCCCUGGCGGAGUUGCAGCAGCAGACAACAUUACAAAAUGAAGAACUUGAAAAUGAAGUUGACGAACUGCAAUCCCAGAUACAGGAGUCACGUGAAGAGUACAAGGUGUUGCAGGGCCAUCUGGAUGCCACUAAUGCAAACUUUCAGAACCUGCAUUUUGAAUUUAUAUCCAAGGAAAAGGAAUACGAGACUCAAGUUAAACUGAUGUCGGCUGAAGCAGAGAAAAAGCACAGGGAAAUGUCUGCCACAAAAGAACAAUCUGAGAAGCAACUUAUUGAAGCUCGGAACCAUUUAAAGCUGUUGACUGAUGAAGUGGAACAUCUUCAAAAACACCUAUCUGCAGCAGAACAAGACAAAGAGAAGUUGGUGCUGGCACAAACUGAAAGUGAAAAAAAGCUGUCUGACUGCUUGACAGAACUAAGCCAAUUGCAUGAACAGAUAGAGAAGUGUAAACAAGAUCUGAGUGAGUCAGAAGGCAGAGUGGGGGAGAAAGAAAAGGAAGUCGUAACCCUGAAGGACCACCUUAAGAACAAGGAUGAGGAACUGAGCCAACAGAUCAGAUACUUGGAUGACAAAUACUAGCAGCUUGAAAAAGAGAAAGGUAAGGUGGUCGCCCAUGGCAUAAGCCAUGUUAUCGUGUGAUGUCCUAAUUAAUUCACAGACAGACUAAAUUGUAAUUGUGCAUUGCUAGUGCCUGCUUACCACUGGUAUCUUGUUUUGAAGAGAAACCUAGCAAACAAUUUGAUUGCCUCCCAGAGCAUUUGGAUUAUUCUGGGUAGUUUUAUUUUGCUCUUGCGGAGACCUAGGUCUUAUUUGUCUAAACUCUACGUUAUUUUCUUAGUUCCUAUGUACACUACAUACCUUUUAGCAUUCUGCUUGGCUCUUCCUAACUGUCAUUGGAUAACCCAAAUGCAAA
Polyodon spathula (Mississippi paddlefish) is the source of this 1730-nucleotide messenger RNA. Its product is annotated as hyaluronan mediated motility receptor-like. The transcript has 13 exons. Gene Ontology annotation, molecular function: hyaluronic acid binding. Lineage: Eukaryota; Metazoa; Chordata; Actinopteri; Acipenseriformes; Polyodontidae. Gene Ontology annotation, cellular component: membrane. The coding region runs from base 131 to 1396 and encodes 421 amino acids. The record is from RefSeq and is a predicted model, not a curated record.